UGUCCUCGAUCGUUGGCCGAUUGUGCGACAAAGAUUGACGGUGCCAAAAAACGCAUGGCAUUGCGGAAUGUGUGGGCGCAUUGUACACAAACGACUUGCCACCGCUCGUGCGCGCGUCUCACUCGGCUCACAUUUUCUUCCUGCUUCUUCAUGCGGCUUUUAUGGGAAUAUAGCUAAGCAGUCGGUACCGUGCAGUCAUCGUUCGCUUGAUGGAAAUGCAUAAGAGAAAAGAAAACUCUUGACAGCGUGUCCGUCUUUCGAUUUUCAUUCUUACCUCGGCAACGGAGCAACAGUGGGCGCGCGUGCAACAAAAACAACAGAACGGAGCCUGAAGUUCUCGACGACCUCUUCGUACUUGAUGGGAGAAAAGAAAAUGAAAACAAAAAAGGUUCUGCCGCGCCAGAAACGUGAACGAUUCGCCCCCACAUCGGUUCUUUAUUGCCCAGGGAGCUUUAGCGUAAUGAGUGACAUGAAGAGGCUAUUCUACGUGUGGUUCCUUGGCGCCAAAGAAUGCCGCGGAUUGCGUGGAGACGAAUUCGUUCGGCCCAUCGUCCGGUACUUUCAACGCAAGGAGGAGGAAUGUGAGCCAUCCAAAGUGACGCUGCAAAUCUCUUCGAAAGGGAUUAAAUUGGUAGCCGAUUCCCUGCGUCAUUUCGUUCCAAGUCAUGCCGUCACUUACGUCAGCCAGGGCGCACCACCUGACGAUGACAUCGUCUCUGUCAUUCUUCUUCUUUACAAUCCGAUAACCAAAUGCCCCGUUCACCUGCACGCCUACAGGUGUGACUCGGUCGAGACGGCCGAUUUGCUGUCUGAGCAGUUCCAGUUGCUCGUCGAUCUGCCCGAGAACCAACGAAAAAUUCGCGAUCUGGAGCAACGAUUGCAGUCACAGGGACUCUACCCGAGUGCUGGACAAAGCCAGUCGAGAAUGCUCAUCAAAUCGUGCGACACAGGAUUGGGUGGAUCGAGCGGAGAUCUACUGACUGGCCACAGCGAUUCGUCCAGCGACGACGUCGCAACGAACGACGUCUGUAAGUCGACGAUGGAUUGUCAACGCCCCCUGCCACUUCAGUCUGAUGUUGGCGUAUCUAAAAGCGACCAGGAACGUAUUGCCCGUCUAUACGAUUCUCUGGCAGCUGAAUUGCGUGACAAACUGGGCGGCGCCAUGUCCGGCAAAGCAGCUCCUCUCCUUCUGCCUCCGAAGGAUUACGAGAUGCAAGAGCCGGAAACUGGCCGUUCGAUGGCCAAAAAUGCAGCUGUUCAAUCGAAUAAUAACCGAGCCGGUCGUCCAGCCAUCCGCGGCAAUAAACAGACGGACAACGGUUCGUCGAGUGGACUUUCUAGCGGAAUUGGAUCCGAUCUAGAUGAUCCGGUAGCCGAUCGUUCCAGAAACCGCGAAUGGAUGCGUUCCGCGGUGAACAGCCAACAACAACCGGACAAUAGGCAACAACAACAACAACUUCAACAGGCCCGUCAGCGUUACAGUUAUCACGAUUCGAGCAGCAGCAACAAUAACAUCGUGCAUCAGCAACAGCAUCAAUAUCAACAACAGCAACAACAAGAGGUCCGUCGGCGUGAACCUGUGAUGCGCCAAAUGUCGGAACGGCGGGACACGUCGACCUUAUUGAACAGGCGUUCCAUGUCAGACUUGCGCCGCCAGGAAGAGUCGGCCGUGAUGAUCCGCCGCAGAGAAGAGAGUUGCCGUGACAUUCGCGCCAGUAACGCCGAACUGAACCGUAGCCGGGCCGACUUCCAGCAGCUUUUAUUGGCCGAUGGGAAUCGGAGUCGGGUCAAAGAAGCUCUUUCCAAAUUCGAGAGUCGAGAUCAUCAGCAGAACGAACAUGUCAAGGCCGUUCACGCCAGUUCACGUAGCCGCUCUUUCCGCGACGACCAGCCGUCUCAAGGCUGGAACGCAGGCUUCAAGUACCGCCGCCAGCCGUCUGCUGUCGUCGAUGGCUAUCAAGAGCUGGACCAACGAGAGCGCUUCCCUGGUCUCGAUCGUGAAACUGCCCGCGUCCUCGAGCCGCUCCACGGACAGAUGUCGCAUCAGCAGCAACAGCAGCAGCAACGUCAUUUGCAACGUCACAAGUCUUCGGAGUUUGUAUCGAUGAUCAAACGCGGACCCAAUGACUCUGGAAGCGUCGUCGUCGUCGAACCUACUCAAAAAGUAGGUAAUAGACACUUCCGCGCCGUCCGCCAACCUAAUUGACGAUGAUUGUGAUUCCAAUUCCCUCCCCACCCCCACCCCCCUAUUUCUUUUUUUACUUUUUCGUUUCAUAAUGAAGGGGGUGGGGGGGGGGGUUGUUGCUUUUCAAUUGAAAAUUCUCCUUUCAAGAUAACAUUCUAUUUCUGUUUCUUCAGUAAUCAAAUGGAAUGACCGUCAAAUCGGCUGCAAAUGGCCUUCACAUGUCUCACUGUGACUAAGAGAAAAAGAUUCUAAAGAAAAUAGGUAGGAAAAAAAAAAAUGAAGUCUAUCGAAAAUUGCGUUUUUAUUUGUUAGUGCUGCAGAUAGACGAGAGUUCUGCAGCGCUCCGGUUGCAUUGUUUCGCUGCCGCCGUAUAGUGGCAUGUUUCAUCUGAUGAUUGCCUUUUGAUUUUCAAACCGAAAGGGAGAGAUAGAAAAAAAAAAAAAAAAACUAGAUAAUAGUAAUGAAAUAAUGAGGGAACGAAGUAUGCGUGUUUCGCAUGGACAGAAGGAGAACCAGGAAGAGAAUUUUGGAGAGUACGCGCAACAAUUUUAUAAUGACUUUUUGGCUUUAGCUUUUGUGUUUCUUCUGGUUCCCCUAAUAUUUCUUCUUCUGUUUUUUUUUUUUUGUUUUUUUUUAUUUCUUUUGUUCUUCCCGUAUCCAGUGAAGCAAAGAACUCGGUGGUACGAAAGUAAACAAGAGUGUGCAAAGUAGUAAAACUUUCAUUGCUGUUUUGUGUGUGUCUUUGUGUGCGUGUGUAAGUGUGUGUUCUCUCUCGCCUAUUUCUCCCCCUAGCCUCUCUUUCUCCCCCUCUUAUCCCGUAACGGCAAUUGCUCGUGACUGAUGCGAAUGUGACCUUUUGAAUAUAUAUAUAUAUACGUAUAUACAG
Molecule: messenger RNA, 3071 nt
Organism: Daphnia magna
Lineage: Eukaryota; Metazoa; Arthropoda; Branchiopoda; Diplostraca; Daphniidae
Product: probable serine/threonine-protein kinase yakA
Exons: 6
Coding region: 359-2206 (615 amino acids)
Source: RefSeq, a predicted model, not a curated record